AUGGGCCCUGGGGGCCGAGGCGGGCCCGCCGCGCUGCGGCUGCUGCUGCUCCUGCUGCUCCCGCCGGGCCCGGGCUGGGCCGCCCCCACCUUCAUCAGCGUCAACCGCGGGGUGAAGGUGACCAAGGGCAGCUCCGCCUUCCUGUCCCCCGAGGACCUGCAGUUUGCCAUCCCCAGGCAGAAAGAUGCCUGCAAAGUGGAAGUUGUGAGGAACGAGCCAGUAACCCAGAGGGUGGGGAAACUCACUCCACAGGUCUUUGACUGCCAUUUCCUUCCCAAUGAAGUGAAAUAUAUUCACAAUGGUUGCCCAAUUCUUGAUGAAGAUGCAGUGAAGUUUAGGCUUUACAGAUUUACUGAAACAGACACCUUCACAGAAACCUUUAUCCUGCGGGUCUAUCUCCUGGAACCAGACUGUAACAUCAUCCGUAUGAGUAACAAUGUGUUGGAGGUGUCUGAAUUCUAUGGCCUCUCCAGAGCGAUUGAUAAGAACCUGCUCAGAUUUGAUUAUGUCAGGAUGGCUACUCUGGAAUGUACAGUCAGUCUGGACCCCGUGAGAACUCGGCUGCCAGCCCAUGGCCAGGUGGUUCUGGUGGAGCCUCGGCCAGAAGAACCUCGUGGAGACCAGCCACACAGUUUUCUCUCUGAGUCCCAACUGGGAACAGAGCAGAAGUGUCCAGGCGGAAGCUGUACCCUGGGAUUGAAGAAAGUGGGGAGUCUCAAAGUGAGCUGUGAGGAAUUCCUGCUGAUGGGGCUUCGUUAUCAACACAUGGAUCCCCCUUCACCCAACAUUGAUUAUAUCUCCAUCCAGCUGGACCUUACAGAUAGUAGGAGUAAAGUCGUAUACAAGUCAGAGAGUGCGUGGUUGCCCGUCUAUAUCAGAGCUGGCAUUCCAAAUCAGAUUCCAAGGGCUGCAUUCAUGGCCAUGUUUAUCCUGGAAGUGGAUCAGUUCAUCCUGACCUCUUUGACCACAUCAGUUCUGGACUGCGAAGAGGAUGAGACCCCCAAAUCUUUGCUGGUGUUCAACAUUACCAAAGCCCCGCGCCAGGGCUAUGUGACUCACUUGUUGGACCACACCAGACCCGUCUCCUCAUUCAGCUGGAAAGAUCUCAGUGACAUGCAGAUUGCCUAUCAGCCACCAAACAGCAGCCACUCUGAGAGGAGACAUUAUGAGGUGGAGGUGGAGGUUUACGACUUCUUCUUUGCAAAGAGUGUGCCUAUUUCAGUCCACAUCUCCAUCAGAACAGCAGACACAAAUGCCCCCCGAGUAUCCUGGAAUACAGGUCUGGAUCUCCUGGAGGGGCAGUCUCGGGCCCUCACUUGGGAACAGUUUCAGAUUGUUGACAAUGAUGACAUUGGUGCUGUCCAGUUAGUCACUGUGGACGGCCUACAGCAUGGACGGCUUACAGUAAGAGGGGGGAAAGGCUUUCUCUUCACUGUGGCUGACCUUCAGGCUGGAGUUGUUCGCUAUCACCAUGAUGACAGUGACUCUACCAAAGACUUUGUGAUCUUCAGGAUAUUCGAUGGCCAUCACAGCAUCCAUCACAAGUUUCCUAUCAACAUCUUGCCCAAAGAUGAUAGCCCUCCAUUCCUCAUCACCAAUGUUGUGAUUGAACUGGAAGAGGGGGAGACCAUACUGAUCCAGGGAUCCAUGCUGAGAGCUUCAGACAUGGACUCCAGUGAUGACUACAUCUACUUUAAUAUCACAAAAGCCCCAGAGGCUGGAGAGAUCAUGAAGAAGCCAGGGCCAGGACUGAUAGGCUAUCCUGUUCCUGGCUUUCUUCAGAGAGAUCUAUUUAAUGGGAUAAUUUACUAUCGUCAUUUUGGUGGAGAAAUCUUUGAAGAUUCUUUUGAAUUUGUCCUGUAUGACAGUCAUGAACCUCCAAAUCUCUCACUGCCACAGUCACUGGCAUUAGCCAAUGCAUAGAUGCUCGAGCUAUUCAUCUGUUUGCUAACAAGAAUAUAACAGAAGGGCACGAUCAGGAAGAAUGAUGUCCAAGAGCUCAGAAACUGAAAGAAGUAGGUGAUCCCUGUUAGGAAGGAAGGAAGAAUGAACGAGAGAAGCCUCGAUUCAUCUGCUUUUUGACUAACAAGUCAACUGCUUUUCAAAUAAUAGCCCCUUCCUUUAAUCAAUGUAUUACAUGUCAUUUCUAGAUUCAAUUUUUGCUUGAGACCUUAGUUGAUUUGGUGUUCAAAAUGUUAACUAAUAGAGUUUAUUUCGAAAUCUGUGUAUCUAUUCAGCAUGAGUUAUUUUUCUGACUAGAAUACCAUAUCACUUUUAGCAGACCACAUGUCACUUUUAAAUAA
Molecule: messenger RNA, 2303 nt
Organism: Galeopterus variegatus (Sunda flying lemur)
Lineage: Eukaryota; Metazoa; Chordata; Mammalia; Dermoptera; Cynocephalidae
Product: FRAS1-related extracellular matrix protein 1-like
Exons: 10
Coding region: 1-1923 (640 amino acids)
Source: RefSeq, a predicted model, not a curated record